AUGGGUAGUGCACUUAACACACGGCUUUUCGAUUAUGUUUGGGUUCAGUUUUAUAAUAAUCCUUCAUGCCAAUAUAACUUAGGGAAUGUUAACAAUCUUUUGAGUUCUUGGAGGAAAUGGACCUCGUUGGUGCCAGCAACCAAGAUAUUCAUGGGUUUACCGGCUGCAGGAAGUGGGUUCGUCCCUGCAAAUGUGUUGAAUUCUAAGGUAUUACCAGUGAUCAAGACUUCAGCCAAGUAUGGAGGUGUGAUAUUGUGGAAUAAGUAUUAUGAUGAUCAGAGUGGAUAUAGUAAUUCCAUUAAGAACAGUGUCUGA
Molecule: messenger RNA, 315 nt
Organism: Macadamia integrifolia
Lineage: Eukaryota; Viridiplantae; Streptophyta; Magnoliopsida; Proteales; Proteaceae
Product: acidic endochitinase-like
Exons: 1
Coding region: 1-315 (104 amino acids)
Biological process (GO): carbohydrate metabolic process
Cellular component (GO): extracellular region
Molecular function (GO): chitinase activity
Source: RefSeq, a predicted model, not a curated record